AUGUCAUCCUUGAACGUGCAUGUUUGCCGCAUUUUUGGUUGAGUUUACCAGCAUUUUACGAGCUCAUAUUUGAUCAUGCAUCAUGGCGUUGAUCGUGUCGCCGCGCGAUGAACUCCACGAAAUGUUUUUCGCUUGUUUUUUUGUUUAAUUUUCCGCUGCGAUUUCGUUGGAAUAUGGUCGAGUCGUAGCGAGAAAUCUCCGAAUUGUUUGGUUACAAUCUCUUGUUUGGUUGUAGUUCAACCCUAGCUGGUGAUCCGAACUCAUUGUGACGAAAGGUUCAAACUUUUUUGGGGGGGCGCAGAGAUCGAUUCGAAGCUGGGAUAUAUGUACAGGAACCAGUUUAGGUCGGAUCGAUUGAACGAUCACGCCACCGCCGCCCGAAGGCCCGGCCGCGGCAGCGCCGGCGGCACGCACCGUUGCGUCGUCUCCGGCGGCCGCGGGAGCGCGGCUCCGGCCGCGCGGCCGCGAUCGCCGCCCUUCCGGAGCGGGAGGCCCGGGAGCGUCCAGCAGGAGUACAGGCCGAGGUCACCGGCGGGUGCACUAACCCAGGGGAAUGCCACUACUUAUGCUCCCUCCGCGAGUGCUGCCGCUGCUGGGCACACGGAGCCAAUGAGCCAAGCGUCUUUCGGGUCACUGGAUAAUGUGAAACCUUCCAAUGUACCCGCUCAGAGUGAUGUCCUGAGCUCAGUCUCUGCUGAAGGAACCUGGGUGGCUGAUUCCUCGUCCCCAACAGUACCCACAAAAGGAUAUUCGUCCACUGCAUUUACUCUUCAGUUCGGAACUUUUAGCCCAGGGGUUAUUAACAAGCAAUGUACUUCAUGCACAUCCUCAGUCCCUCCUGAUCAGAAUGGGAAGAAACAUGAAAAGGCUCACUGGUUUGUCAUGGACCAUCAUGGAUUAUCUGACAAGCCUUAUACAGUUUCCUCAUCUCCUGCCCAAGAGCAGCAAAAGCUAGAAACAACAGAUGACUUGGUUAUCGGAGGACAAACUGAUUUAAUUGACAAAUGUGAGAAUGUGCAUGUUCCUGAAUUGCACGAGAAGCCAAUGCUUAAUUCUGUUCCUCCACCUAGCAAAGUAUGCACGGAUUCAUGCAAGGUGUUGCCCAGAACUCCGUCUUCCCCAACCCAACAACAGUGCCAAAAUCAAGAAGAAAGAAAAGAGACCAUCAAUGCUAGCCGGUCUGACACUCUAUACAAAUAUCCUGCCACCAAGCCCAAGAUAACUGUACAGAUUCCAGCUCCGUAUACUCCCAACAUAUCACCGCCGCAAUUUAUGCUUCCAGUACCUGGGAGACCACUGCCUGUGGCUUUCCAGCAGAAACAACCUCAUGUGCCUGUUGAAUUCGGGGGCCCAGGUUUGCAAAUGCAGCCUAUUGGUUCUGUAUCCAGCUCCUUGCCUGUGAAAAUGGCUGUCCCUGUGGGUAAUGCACCUCACAUACGACCGCUGUUUGUUCAUGGUGCUCAGCCUCGUGCAUUGCAUCAGCAAACCUUCAUUCACCAAGGACAAGGCUUUGGAUGUGCUCCUCCAGCUAAUUGUCACAUUCCUCAGUUUGGCAACAUGAGGAUUGCACAAGAGUUAUCUCAACAACAGCCUAGAAGUGGUGAUGAACAGAAGAGAACUAUCAAGAUAACACAUCCAGAGACACACGAAGAGCUGAUUCUUGAUAGACGUGGUCAUUCCUUUAUGGGUGUUCCUGCUUCUGGGCAGAUGCCUCUGUAUAAUAUAAACGAGCUACCUCAGCCUGUUCAAUCAUUUUCUCCACUUCAGAAGGUGUAUUAUCCUAGACCAGGCACGUACAAUUCAGCACCUAUCUAUCUUCCCAACACCACUACAAUCCCCCUCUCAAGUAGGCAAACUUGCUCCAAAAUGCAGCCCUCAAUGCAUAGUUUCGAUUCCACUAAUAGCAACCAGCCAAUUACUUCCAUCAGACCUCCUAUGCCGAUCUCUUGGCUUGAUGCUAGUUCCAGGCCACCGAUUAGUUUGCAUACUGCGUCAGAAGUCUCCAGUUUCAAAGGCAGGCUUCCAUCAUGCUUAUCUGCUCCAGUUCAAGUCAAGCUAAAGCCGCCUAUUGCUUUCCCUGCUGAAAAGAAUGAGGUAUCAUCUGAAACAAGCAUGCCUACUUGUGUGGCAGAAACUCGCACAACAUUAAAGUAUUGUAGUGAAUCUGCCAUGUCAAGUCAGCAGAGUGAUCGCAAGAUUGGACUGCAAAUUUCUCCGGAACCUGCAAAAUUAGUUUGUGAAGGGAAUCUCAAAGUUCCAGUUGCAACUUUUGAUAUAAGUUGUAAUUCGAUAUCUCAGGCAGUUCCAACCCAGCAGGUACAGACUGGACAAGCUUCAGCAGAUCAUGUCACAUCAAUUGAAGGCCCUCAAACUAUCCCAACCAGUAACUUAUCUUUGCCAUCUACUGCAAGCUGUACAUCUUCAGUAAAAGGAAAACCAAUUGAGAUGGAAGAAUCACCAGUGAUUCCAACAACUUCAUCGUCCCAUGCAAAAUACAAAUCAUCUCAUACUGAGGCUUCUAGCAGAACUGACAGUGUUAUUUUGAUUGCAACUUCAUUAUGUUCUAAUACUGAUGGGACGUCACUGACUAACAGGAAUUCUAAAUAUGAUGGCAAUAGCAUUUUGGGGAAGCCUCCACUGAUAUAUACACAAGAAAUGCUGCCACCAAAGUUUGCAGGAUCUAGUACAUUUACAGAAGGCCUUAGAAAGGCGAAAGUGAAUCCAGAUCCCUUUCUAGAAAAAGAUUCUGAAGUUAAUGGUUCAAUUCCAUUGCAAAACCUGGAUUUUAUGAUAGAAGAACAUGUCGCAAAUGAUAAAGCGAUGUGCUCCAAGUCAAAGACAGAACAAGUAGAUGCAACCACGCCUGGUGCUGCCUGUGGAUUGGAGGAUGACACUGAUGUUGCCAAAUCUGUACGAUUUCAUUCAUGGCACGAAUCAGUUGAUUUGCUUCCCUCCGUAUCCAUUGAUGAUCUCCAAACAUCAAAUGAAAAUAAGCAACCUUCAUCAGAUGCAUACAUAGUAACAUCUGAAUCAGAGAGCAAGCAGAACUACAAUACAAUAGACUCUGCAAGGGAUGUCAUAAAUGCAACCCUUGUUUCCAAUUCAAUUAGCUCUCAGAAGAACAUGGGACAGGAAAGUAUUGAUUCAGAGAUAUCUAACCCUUGCUCCACUGCGGCUGCUUCAAUGGUGCAAAUAAAAAAGGUUGUUUUGGAAUCAGCCAAGGCCAAAAGUACUUAUGGACGGAAAAAAAAGCGAAAGGAGAUGCUUCCUAAGUCUACCGGACAGAAGUAUUCUGAUCUUGAUAGUGCAUCCAGUUCCCUGAAUGAGAAUGUCGAGAACUUUAAUACAUCAGAGGACGUCCAGAGUUCCUUGACAACUGACGUAAAGCAGAAGUGUACAUUAGAUGCUGAACAGGACAGUUCGACUGGUGGGAAUGAUAUCCAGAACAGGACUGACUUGUUCGACUGGGAAGACGUGAAUGAAAACUCUACUGAAAAGUUGGAAGUGUUUGGGUCUAUGCAUUCUGAUAGUGGAGCAGAAGUAAACAAAGAUGAAUUCGUCCACAAAAAGUAUUCUCGGGAUUUUCUUUUAACAUUUGAACAGAGCUGCAUCGAACUUCCUGCAGGUUUCAAGAUUGGAUUCGAUAUUUCUGAAGCAGUAAUGAGUGUACAUGUUGGUGCUCCAUUUAUUGCCAAUAGUGAACUCAAUCCAAACCAUGAAAGGAUAAAGGAUCGAGUUUCAGCAACUUCUCGAGUUAACCGUCAUAUGGCUGGCAAGUUUGAUGAUGAUAAGUGGAGAAAACAGUUCCCUUCUCCUGUUUCUGGACGCGAUUCACUUGUUGACAAUGCUCAUCGACCUUCCUCUUCGAGUUGGGAUGCACUACAGCGUGCUGGGCACAGAUCAACGAGAAGUCUUUUGCAGAACCAGCCAUUCAGCCAAUAUAGUGGUGAGAUGCUCUCCAGAGCUAUGAAAGUAGUAACUCAGCGCAGCAUGUCACGUGGUUCUGUUGAUGAGAGGUGGCAACAUAGAACUAAUGUUCAGGGUAUUUCAUCACCUUCUCAUGUAUCGAUGCCACUUAUGCACAAAGCUGAGAAAAAAUAUGAAAUUGGUAAGGUGUCUGAUGAGGAAGAGGCAAAACAAAGGCAGCUGAAAGCUAUUCUGAAUAAGUUAACCCCCCAAAAUUUUGACAAACUUUUUGCACAGGUGAAGGAAUUGAAUAUUGAUAACGUAGUCACACUUACUGGUGUCAUUUCUCAGAUAUUUGACAAAGCCUUGAUGGAACCCACUUUUUGUGAGAUGUAUGCAAGUUUCUGUUCCCGAUUGGCUGGUGACCUUCCAAAUUUUGUCGAGGAUGAUGAGAAAAUCACCUUCAAACGACUGCUUUUAAAUAAAUGCCAAGAAGAAUUUGAAAGAGGGGAGAGAGAGCAAGCUGAAGCAGACAAAGUUGAUGAAGAGGGUGGAACAAAACAAUCUGAAGAUGAGAGAGAAGAGAAACGGAUUCGAGCACGGAGACGCAUGCUAGGAAAUAUUCGAUUAAUUGGGGAAUUGUACAAAAAGAAAAUGUUGACUGAGAGAAUAAUGCAUGAAUGCAUAAAUAAACUUCUAGGUGAGUAUCAAAACCCAGACGAGGAAGAUCUAGAGGCUCUGUGCAAAUUGAUGAGCACAAUAGGUGAGAUGAUCGAUCAUCCCAGGUCAAAGGUGCAUAUGGAUUUUUAUUUUGACCUUAUUCAGAAACUGUCAGAAAAUUCAACGUUAUCAUCCCGUAUAAGAUUUAUGCUGGAAGAUGUCAUUGACCUUAGAAAAAACAAGUGGAGGCAGAGAAGGAAAGUUGAAGGGCCAAAAAAGAUUGAGGAGGUCCGCAGGGACGCAGCAAAACAGAAGUUGGUCCAAUCAACUAGGUUUGGUUCUUCUCCUAACUAUAACUCAUCUGUUACCUGCAUUAACUCUGGGUUAAGACCAGGGCCUCCAUCAGAUAAUAGCAUGCGUGGAUCUUCUGCGCUGACUUCUCGUGGAUCCUCUCAAGUUCGUACUUAUGGAUCCCAGAAUGUUAAUCUGGAUGCUAGAUAUCAGCCUUCAAAUAGAGCCUCGCCAGUUCCACUUCAUCAAAGGCGUGCUGAUAAGUCCAUUCACCUUGGUCCUCAAGGUAACUUGGGAAGAGGAAUGUCGCUUCGUGGGAAACCACCAGUUUUGCCAGAAGUUCCUUUGAACAGUCGUCAUGGUCAAACAUCACAAAACUCAAGAGAAGGUUCAAGCACUGGAGCAGCUAGUAACCGAACAAACCUCAAAGCCAGUACUGAUGCUCCUACAAAUCAAUCCUGGGGAACGGUAGAUCAUGAUUUACCUUCAGUGUCGACUGUUGACCAAAUGUAUACAUCCUCCAUGAUCCGCAAGGAGAUGUGUGCUGAAGCGCAGACAUUCCCUGAAGAGGUUCUUCAGGAAAAAUCAAUAUUAACUAUAAAAGAAUUUUACAGUGCCAAGGACGAGAAGGAGGUCACUCUGUGCAUGAAAGAACUGAAUGCUCCCAGUUUCUACCCUUCACUUGUGUCACUUUGGAUUAACGACUCGUUUGAAAGGAAAGACCUGGAAAGGGAACUCCUGGCCAAACUUUUGGUAGACUUGUGCAAAUCUCAAGACAGUUUGCUGAGCCAGAUGCAGCUACUCCAGGGGUUCCAACAUGUUCUAUCUACCUUGGAAGAUGCUGUGACCGAUGCUCCGAAAGCGACCGAGUUCCUGGGGCGGAUAUUUGCCAAAUUCAUUCUGGAAGACGUGAUCUCGCUGACGGAGAUAGGAGGGUUGCUGCAGGAGCGGGACGGCGGAGAAGAGCCGGCAGGGCAUCAUCAUGCCUUGGACGACAACCUUGCGUCUGAGGUUCUGGGGAGCAUGCUGGAGUCCAUCAGAGUGGAGAGGGGCGACACUGCUGUCGACGAAAUCCGCGCGAAAUCCAACCUGCAGUAUUUCAGACGCCCUGGGGUGUGCAUCUGAUCAGGACAGGGAGGCAAGGUGCUUAGAUUGUUAGUGUUUCUUUUGGUAGGUCGUUGGGAAAAUAACCUUAGAAAGGUUAGACGAAAUUUUGCGUAUCUUUGUUUCCCUUAAGUUUAUCACUAGUACUGCAGAAGCACUUGUUAAAGUUUCAGGCAUAGGCAAGUCCUUAGGCUGCCUUAUAAU
Messenger RNA from Phragmites australis (common reed), 6165 nucleotides. RefSeq names its product eukaryotic translation initiation factor 4G-like. Gene Ontology annotation, molecular function: translation initiation factor activity; protein binding; mRNA binding. Gene Ontology annotation, cellular component: eukaryotic translation initiation factor 4F complex. The transcript is spliced from 9 exons. NCBI's taxonomy places the organism in Eukaryota, Viridiplantae, Streptophyta, Magnoliopsida, Poales, Poaceae. Bases 325 to 5982 code for a protein of 1885 amino acids. The record is from RefSeq and is a predicted model, not a curated record.